CCGAUUUAAAAGCGAAACUGAAUUUCAAAACCAGGCAACAAUGGUGGACAACGGUUACAGACUCAUGACACUCCAAACCGAUAUAGCAACACCUGUAUUACGGGAUUUACUGGAUGACUGUGCUAAGAAGGACACGAGUACUGGAGAAACUUUUACAACAUUGCAACAGUAUCUCUUUUUGAAGGAACCUGAUAUUGGGCGACUUUUCCGUAAUGAAAAUUGGAAGUAUGACCAGAUUUAUCCAAGCGGAAAGCCAUCCUCUUCUUCGGCUGUUAGUGAUGAGGACAAUUUUGACGUAUCCAUGUUAACGUCAUUGCUGUUAGGGUUGUUCAGAAGAGUAAACAUGCCCAUUCUAUCAUCGUCCACGGCCAUUGAUGUGAGACACAUAAAGGAUGUUCGAAAUAGCAAGAUUGUUGCUCAUGGCUGUUCUACCCACAUAUUGACGCAGGAUUUCGAGAAUUCAUGGAAUAAAUUAGAGGAUGCCAUACUUUCGAUUGCUGGUUUAAUAGGGAACGCCACGUAUUUGGAUAAAGUUAGAACGAAAAUAAAUCAGGCACUUAUGAGCAAACUGCCUGGCAUGUGGAAUUCUUGCGCAAAAUGGUUUGCAAGUAUGGUCGAAGAACAGGUGGAUACAAUACAUCUUUUGAAAGCAGUGGUAGACGCUGGAACAGAAAUACAAAGACAUCCAUCUGGUAAAGAUCAAAAACGCUUCAAGACUGUCAACGAAAAACAUAAGACGUUGAAACAAAACUUUCAAAUUCUAAUGGCUAAUAGCUCGCACGACGACAUUGCACACGCUACGGCUAUUGCACAGAUAUGUCAAAAAUUGACCACAAACAAACGAGUCAUUGUCACUGGCGAAAGUGGUUCUCAGUAUGAAUCUGUAGCGUUGGCAGCAAUCAAAGAAAUGCCAGAUUACGACGAAGAUUUUUGUGUUGCAAUCAGUGACCCUCAAGAAUGGAAGGAUAUGGAAGAGGAACUCGUAAGAGUUGUUGUCUUUAAAAACCCGUUUGGAUCAGAAAAAUGUGAUGAAAUAGAAUGCAAUAGAAUGAUGCAGAUAUUUGGAAGACUCAUUGAAAAAUCGAAAAUACGAACAAUGCCGAUUCCGUUGACAACAGUUAUUUUGCCCCAGAAGUGUGUUCUCAAGAACGCUUCUGUUGUCUUUGGUCAAGAGUAUGAAUUUUUUGGGGUCAUAUGUGAGCCGUGUAGGACUGGGUCCGACGCUACUUGUCUUAAAGACGUUGAAGUUGAAAAAAGCCAUUUAGUACGAAAAAAAUAUGAACCUCAGAGCCAAACAAUGAAAAAUAUGCUAGUUCUUCUAUCUUCUAUACACGCACUCCGAAUAUCUACAUCGUUCUUCGACAACACUAUUGAAUACGACCCUAACUUAUUUAGAGGAAUUAAAAAUCAGGGUUGAAUUGUUGAAAAAAGAAUUUAUAUGUGGCACUUCUGAACCUUAAUUUGAGUAAAUGGGAUAUGAGUUACAAUUCUUUUUUUCAAAGAAAUCUGUUAUUGAACGUUUAAUUCAAAAAAGAAUCUCGUUAAUGAUUUAAGACUGUUCUAAUGAAAUACUCCAAUAUCAACUAACACCAGAUAUCUUGAUGUAUUUGAUGUUUUUGUCGUAUGUCUAUUUGGCUUCUUGACUCUCGUUUAGUUUCAAUAAUGCCUUUAACAUAUUUUUCUAAACAGGUCCUAAUUAAUAUCUGACUGCUCGGCGAGUCAUUGUAGUCUUGAUUAAAAAGUUUUAGGAUGAAUUUACUAGUUGUUUGUAUUUUUAGAUUUGUCUUCUGCGUAUUUAGAGGAGCUGCAAAACGUUGAAGUACAAGAUAAAACGAAAUAUGCGUUUGAAGAGCUCGAAAAGAAUGGUUGUUUGGUCGUAACGGGAAAAGAACCACCAAAUGUCUCUUCGUUUGUU
Mya arenaria is the source of this 1915-nucleotide messenger RNA. RefSeq lists its product as uncharacterized. NCBI's taxonomy places the organism in Eukaryota, Metazoa, Mollusca, Bivalvia, Myida, Myidae. The transcript is spliced from 6 exons. The coding region runs from base 41 to 1417 and encodes 458 amino acids. The record is from RefSeq and is a predicted model, not a curated record.